Sarcophilus harrisii (Tasmanian devil) is the source of this 2421-nucleotide messenger RNA. It is a transcript of the gene ASNSD1, whose product is annotated as asparagine synthetase domain containing 1. Lineage: Eukaryota; Metazoa; Chordata; Mammalia; Dasyuromorphia; Dasyuridae. The coding region runs from base 451 to 2358 and encodes 635 amino acids. The transcript is spliced from 6 exons. Gene Ontology annotation, molecular function: asparagine synthase (glutamine-hydrolyzing) activity. The record is from RefSeq and is a predicted model, not a curated record.
AAGCCAGAGCUACUUCCGGGGGGAAAGAAAGAGCAAGGAGGGAGGGCCAGAGGGGGAAUUGCGCAGAAGUUUUGAGGCUGUGUUUGCAGGUAGAGUCGGCUCUGGUCUCUCCGUCUUCUAAUUGUGGCGUUGGGGUAAAGAUGCCGGGUAGGGGGACGCGCGUGGAGGAUGGACCCGAGCCCGCCAUUUCCGCUAAACUGCCCCUAAAUAAGGAGGAACUCAACUCAAAGAUUAAAGAACAAAAAGUUGUCGUGGAUGAACUUUCUAACUUGAAGAAAAACAGAAAAGUUUAUAAGCAGCAACCAAACAGCAACAUAUUCUUUCUUGCAGACAGAACAGAAAUGCUCUCUGAAAGUAAAAACACAUUAGAUGAGUUGAAAAAAAUCCACCAAGAAAUAGAAAAUACAGAAAAAAACAAAAGCAAGAAAUAAGUUUGCUAAAUUGCACAUAAUGUGUGGUAUUUGUUGUUCAGUCACUUUAUCCAUUGAUGGGUAUGGUGGGUAUGAAUUUUUACACAAGAAUUUACUCCAGAAUCUCAAGCGACGAGGACCCAACAGUAGUCAUCAGGUGUUAAAGACUGAUAAUGAUUAUCAUUGUUUAUUUUCUGGUCAUGUCCUUCACUUAAGAGGUCUUUUGACUCCGCAGCCUAUUGAAGAUGGAAGAGGCAAUGUAUUCCUUUGGAAUGGAGAAGUCUUUAGUGGGAUAAAUGUAGGAGCUGAAGAGAAUGAUACUCAAAUUAUGUUUAAUCAUCUUUCCUCAUUUAAUAAUGAAUCUGAAAUUAUAUCACUUUUUUCAAGCAUCCGUGGUCCAUGGGCUUUUAUUUAUUACCAGAUAUCUAGUCAUUGUGUGUGGUUUGGCAGGGAUUAUUUUGGUCGUCGUAGCUUACUUUGGCAUUUUAGUAAUACAGGAGAGGGUUUUUGUCUUGCUUCAGUGGGUGCUCAAGCUGUUGGAAUAGAAAACAAGUGGCAGGAAGUUCCAGCGUGUGGAAUUUUUAGAAUUGAUCUCAAAUCCUCUGCCAUUUCCAAACGGGUGGUUUUAAAAUUGUAUCCUUGGAAAUACAUUUCUAAAGAGAAUACAAUAGAGGAUGUUGACAAGAGUCUUAAUCAGAUUUCAGAUGAUUUGCCAAAAUUUGUAUCUAUUGAGAUAAAUGGUGCCAGACUUUUUCUUAAGACACCUGUUACUCCAUUAAAUACAAAUUUACCACCACAAGAUUCAUUUGAACCUGCUCAUAGAUCUCAUAUCACAGCAACUAUAGAAAAUCUUCAGGUUUUUCUUAAAGAUGACCACAUGAAAAAAACAGUUCAUCAGUUAAUUCAUGUCUUAAGUGAAGCAGUAAAGAGACGAGUUUUAUGUUUAUCGAGGACUGAAAGUGUAUUCCUAAAUGAUAACCUUUCUAAAGCCUCUGCUAAGAAGGCAAAUAUUGCAGUACUUUUUUCUGGUGGUAUUGAUUCCAUGGUUAUUGCAAGCCUUGCUGAUCAACAUGUUCCUUUUGAUGAACCCAUCGAUCUUCUUAAUGUAGCUUUCAUGACUGAAGAACAGACUGGCCAUACUACUUUCACCAAAAAUAGUGGUAAGGCAAAAAAACAUGUUGAAACACCUUCCAAGGAAAACAGUAAAAGAUCUGCUACCACAAUUGACAAUAUUCAAGACCAAAAUAUUAAUGUGCCAGACCGAGUUACUGGCAGAGCAGGACUAAAAGAAUUGAAAGCUCUAAAUCCUUUAAGAAUUUGGAAUUUUGUUGAAAUUAAUGUUUCCCUGGAAGAAUUACAGAGAAUGAGACAACAUCGUAUAAGCCAAUUAGUUCAACCCUUGAAUACAGUUUUGGAUGACAGCAUUGGUUGUGCAGUUUGGUUUGCUUCUAGAGGCAUUGGCUAUGCUAUGAAAGAGGAUGAAAUGAAACCAUACCAGAGUUCUGCAAAGGUAGUUCUUACUGGGAUUGGUGCAGAUGAACAGCUUGCAGGAUAUUCUCGUCAUCGUGUUCGUUUCAAGACACAUGGUCUAGAGGCAUUAAAUAAAGAACUAGAAAUGGAACUGGGUCGAAUUUCUUCUAGAAAUCUUGGUCGUGAUGACAGGGUUAUUGGUGAUCAUGGAAAAGAAGCAAGGUUUCCUUUCCUUGAUGAAAAUGUCGUCUCCUUUCUAAAUUCUCUAUCUAUUUUGGAAAAAACAGACUUGACUUUGCCCCGUGGAGUUGGUGAAAAAUUGAUUUUGCGCCUUGCAGCAUUAGAACUUGGUCUUACAGCUUCUACUGUUUUGCCAAAAAGAGCUAUGCAGUUUGGAUCUAAAAUUGCAAAAAUGGAAAAUAAUAAUGAAAAGGCUUCUGAUAAAUGUGGUAGACUCCAGAUGUUAUCCUCAGAAUAACUUUAUUGAAUAGGAUGUUUACAACAUCAAAUUAUUGCAUAAAAAUAAAAUAUUUUUCUAUCA